UUUUCCCCAUAUCCCCCUGAACACCACCUUGGUGGAGGGGCGAACUCGUCCUCAAUAAAGGGCCUUAGCACAAUUAGCAAUCUCCCCCGUCUCCGACCCUCGCCCCCUCCUCUUCUCCGAGGGGAUUGUCCUGUUUCGGCCCUUGCCAGCGUUGGCAGGGUGACAGUAGUCGAGUGUGCAAACUUGUGCUAUUGUUCCUGGGCCAGUGGGAGCCAUGGAGACCCCACUAAUAUGACACAGGAAAAUGUUUGCUGAUGGCAGUUCUAUGGGCUUUGUCCAAGUCUUUUUCUGCAUCAUGACGACUCGAUUUAAGUUUCGAACUGUUUGACUACAAAUGCAAAAGUGCUAUCCAAGUCCUUUGCCUUUGUCCUCUGCGGCUUCAAUGGGUAAUUCAGCUUUUGUGUGGCUCGAUUGAGGGGGCAAACAUAAAGACAAGAUUCUUGAGCUCUCAGGUCCGCUUUCCAUGGAUAUGCGCUUUUUUUUUCUCUCUUCCCCCUGAAAUCAACCCUAGAUGGAAAAGGAAAAGUCCGCAUCGGAACACUUGAAGUGUUAGGAAACGGCCUCUCACCUUAAAUGAUGUAUGCGGUGGUCUUCAUAUUUGUUUUAAAAAAAAAAAAAAAAAAGUACCCAUUUCUUUUAUUUAAAUUACAUCAAUAUCCCAAUAGGUAAAGUGGCAAGGGCAGGGGCGCAAAUCCUAAAAGGCGUGUGUGCGCGUUUUCCGAUGGGCUUCUAUGACAACAAUCUGCGAUUGGGAAGAAUGCGGGGGCCUCGAGUGUGAUUGGGGUGUAUUGUGUCCAAGAAGAAGGUGCUGAUUGGUCUAAUGAAAACCCCCGAAUUGUAUGCACUUUAAAUUCAUUCAGCUGCCUCAAGUGCUAAAGUGAUGAUGAUGACGCCGAUUUGUGCUCAGUCGCUCUGCGGAUGCUAGCGGGCCCGAGGUCGGUGAUGAACUGGGCUGCAUCUUCGUCCGCCUGACUGAUCCGAAGGUUCAAAUCGCCCGUUCGAUACGAGGGGCGCACUGCACGGGGCGUUUUCAAGUCCAGGUUGCAGAUUUCAGCCAGAACAAGCCAAAGACCUCUUCCACAAAUCCACUGGUUCGCCUUCACCUGCACUUCGGACUGCCCCCCGCUCUACUUGACGAGAUGCUUUUGGAUUAAAUGUUCUCCCUCGAGUAUGGCUUACACCGACAGUGAAGUGAAGACCCUCCUCAAUUUUGUCAAUCUCGCCUCCAGUGACAUCAAAGCUGCUUUGGACAAAUCGGCCCCCUGCCGAAGGUCCGUGGACCACCGGAAAUACCUACAGAAACAGCUUAAGCGGUUCUCCCAGAAGUACUCGCGGAUCCCCAGGUGUUCAGCACACCGCAGCGCCGAAUCCCCGAUGCCUAAAAAGGGAGAUGGGAAAUCGACAGGUGCCGCCCCGGAGGCGGCGCAGGGCAGCAACCUGGCUUUAGCGGUACUGGCAAACAAGGACAGCGACACCUCGAAACGUACGAGCCCGAGCGCCGGGGUCGAUAAGGACUGUGGGUUGCACGAUCAGGUGCCCAUGCGGAAGCGACAGUUACCUGCGUCCUUCUGGGAAGAGCCUACCUCUUCCAACGGCCUCGAGCGGCCCGGCAUGAAGGGCGCCGACGAUCAGCACCUCAAGCGGAACGGGGGCGACUCGAGCAAGCUGGCAGAAGGAAACCGGGCCGCCCCACAAGUGAGUGCGGCGUCGUCCAGGGCCAGGAUGUGCGGUUGCUGCCCGUUCCCGUGUCACGGUCAGCAGUUACACCAAGGUCACCUCGUGCUACCCCAUGUCGGCUUCUCUGACGUCGCUUUAUGGGGAAAAGCUGGUUCCUGUCCAAGCGAAGCGCUGGGCUUUGGCCACUCGAGCCACGCGCACGUCGUGCUCAAGCCCAUCCCAACAAAGCCCCCCAUCCCGUCGCCCAUCUUCAGCGUGUUUGGAUUUAUUUAAGGUGCGCUGCUUGUGACGCAAAGACGAACCUGGCAGGAGCCGACCGGAGAGAGCAUGGGAGAGUCUUCUGAAGAAGACACAUAGAAGAAACAGCGUCGGGGGGCGACGAGAAACGUAGACACCUUUGUUCGAACGGCUUUUCUAAACGCCGCAGGUGUCUGCCUGCUUAUCAGCCCCCGGAAAAUGCGAUUACCCUUUACAAAGUGCCUGCGCCAGCUUUGAAAGACUUGGAGCAAAGAGAAAAGGAGCUGAGCGAAGAAAGGGUUAAAAAAUCAACAAAAAAUAUGGGAAAUAAAUGCGACUGGCUGUUAAACGUGAGCCCACGGAGAUAGCACUUUAAAUCUGAAAUAAGCUGGCCAUGUCUAGGACCGGGAACCUCUGUAUGGUCGUUUGACGAAACAGCGGACGAUGAGGUGCAAAUGUAUAGAAACUGAGGAGAAAAUCGAUUCGACUGUGUUGUUUGUGUCUGUCUGUGUACUGUGGGCAUUACCCAUAUAGCGUCUUUCUUCAGUGCACACCUUUUUCGUGUAUGGUCUGCAUAAAACCAGUAAUGUGAUCACCGGGUAAGUUCAGUGACUCGCUCGGAGUCAAAUGUGAUAUAGAGCCUUCCUCCUUAAAUUGUGUAUCCAUAGUACUACUGCUCAAUUAUAUGUAUAUAUUAAAACUUGAAAACGGUA
Molecule: messenger RNA, 2627 nt
Organism: Polypterus senegalus (gray bichir)
Lineage: Eukaryota; Metazoa; Chordata; Cladistia; Polypteriformes; Polypteridae
Product: protein FAM181A-like
Exons: 1
Coding region: 1171-1950 (259 amino acids)
Source: RefSeq, a predicted model, not a curated record